UGGCGGGUAUACAAAGUUACCAUCAGUUUAUGUCCCGUCAGACAUUAAGAUUAGCUUGCUUGAGAUUUUCCCUCCCACAAUGUUUGACUAAUAGGAUGUCCUCACUAGCUGUUUUUUCCUAGAUAGCUGCAGCUGACCAUUUCUUUCAUCCAAACCGCUCCGUCAAUAUGUCCAAUUUCUUGCACAAAGUUUUUAGUAAUUAUAGCUCUUCUGAUGGACGUUACCUGGACAAAGAAGGUUUUAAAUUGUUAUUUAUUGAACUUUAUGGGAGGAAACCGAGUAAGGAAGAGAUAAAAUGUAUUUCUUCAUUUUUGGAAUCAAAUCUCAAUGGCGAACCAAUUGGUCUAACGUUUUCGGGUUUUCUUUAUUCCAUCCAAAUGCUUCAGAAACGUUCUCAAAAUAAUCUUCAUUGUGGUGACAAGCAUGAUAGGCUAUUAUUUGAUUGUUUGGAUCUAAAUUCGAAAGAGUUUAUCACAAUAAACGAUUUACACCAAAUAUGUGGUAGAUACAAACCCUCCUUACCAUCUGGCCUAUUGCAAACUAUUUUCAGAGAGUUUGAUCAAGAUUGUGAUGGUCGGAUUUCAUAUGAAGAUUAUCUACAUAUUACGAAGUCUGAUAUGUAAUCGACGUAUACGAAAUGAUUAUAUCGAGAUAUUUCAGUGAUAUUAAAUAGAUUAUCAUAUAACUGAAUUCAUAUGUGGUUUAUCCUGGUCACAUUUUCAGUUUACAGUCAUUCGUUUUUAAGUAUUUGCUUAUUUUCAUAAAUUAUUAUCUCAAUAAAACUAGUGACAAAAAAUUAACAGUUGUUCUUUUUUGUUGUUUACGCUUCUUCAGUGUUUUUACAAUAUAACUGUUGGUUUACUUAGUAGUACUUCGUUUUUUUUUUAAAAAAUUAGCGCCUGUUCGAUAUUAAGA
Schistosoma turkestanicum is the source of this 915-nucleotide messenger RNA. Lineage: Eukaryota; Metazoa; Platyhelminthes; Trematoda; Strigeidida; Schistosomatidae. The record is from the annotation of a GenBank genome assembly.